Molecule: messenger RNA, 1366 nt
Organism: Scleropages formosus (Asian bonytongue)
Lineage: Eukaryota; Metazoa; Chordata; Actinopteri; Osteoglossiformes; Osteoglossidae
Product: growth arrest and DNA damage-inducible protein GADD45 gamma-like
Exons: 3
Coding region: 208-747 (179 amino acids)
Biological process (GO): regulation of cell cycle
Cellular component (GO): nucleus; cytoplasm
Source: RefSeq, a predicted model, not a curated record
UACAAAAACUCGACAUAGAAAAAAAUUACAUUAAGUUUUAUGAACUACGUACAGCAUUAAAACUUCACAGCCAGUCUAGUCAUGUGCUCAGGCUUCCUAUGACUUAUUGGCACUAUUUAUCGCUUCCUCAGUUGUGAUUGGUCUGUGGGCACGCGCCUGCCUUGAGUCCCUGCACGCGCUGUACUCCUCCAACCAAUCAGCGUCAGCAUGAAAAAAAUACAUUCACGAGCGGGCUAUAAAUACCGACUCAGCGACGUGUCCAGCACAGCGCUGUUCUUUGCAUUCAUUGAGAGGUUAUUGAGUGCGCCGUGCGAAGCGGUCAAGAUGACGAGUGCAGUUCGAGCUCUGAGAGAGACUCUCCUCACAGCCCAAUCGGAAGGACGCCUCACUGUGGGGGUCUACGAAUCUGCGAAAAUCAUGAACGAUGACCCGGACAGUGUGUGUUUCUGCGUCCUGGCCGCCGAUGAGGAGUACGAGUGCGACAUCGCGCUGCAGAUCCACUUCACCCUCAUCCAGGCCUUCUGCUUCGACAACGACAUCGACAUCGUGCGCGUGACAGACCCUCGGCGUCUCGCGCGCAUCGUUGGCCACGAGUCCGGCGACGCGGACGAUGCGCACUGCGUCCUCAUCACGAACCCCGCCGAGGGCUCGUGGGAGGACCCAGCGCUCGAGAAGCUGCACCUGUUCUGCGAAGAGAGCCGCAGUGUGAAUGAAUGGGUGCCGGAGAUCAGUCUCCCCGAGCGCUGAACGGCCGCUGCACCACUCGGUGAGGAGAUGCUGUUAACCCUGAGGGAUCUGUCAUAUGGUCCCCCGGCCGAAGAAAGGAUGCUGGUUCUCGAUCCCGAUCCUGGGAUGCUGCAGAAGGGGAGCGCGCGGCCCCGGGCAGCGCGAGGGCGAGCAUGAUGAUGAACCAUGAUGAGGAGCGCUCUGCGGUGGUCGGCUGGUGCCAGGAGGAGUCGGCCCCCGUCUUUCAAGGGGAAGCGGUGUGGGUCAUCACGAGAGCUGUGGAAAACUGCUGAAGAAGCUUCACUUAGAGACACACGGAUGUACAAAAAAAAAAAAAAAGCACGAGGCAUGUAAGUGUGUCAUUAAGUGCACGUGGUGAGCAGCACUCAGCAGGAAAAUGACCAUCCAGUAGUGCGAGGGGAGAUGAAGCAACAGAAGGAGCUGCAUGGACUUAACGUUAAUUAUAUUUUUCAAGUGGCAACGAAAACAAGGGAGAAAACGACUCCAGCAUUGAUUACCGAUCCAGUUUUAUUAAUAAUUCCAUUAAAAAUGUGCCAUAUGAAACACAGUGCAUUGUGUUCUGUCUGUGAACUGCAGUUAUACCAACUGUCCGCAUCAUCAAUAAACAUUUAAACGUUAA